Messenger RNA from Racocetra persica, 748 nucleotides. The record is from the annotation of a GenBank genome assembly. Lineage: Eukaryota; Fungi; Glomeromycota; Glomeromycetes; Diversisporales; Gigasporaceae.
AUGGAAUCACCAACUGCAUGGAAUGUUAGUGAUUUAUCUAGCCAUUUAAAUGUAAAUGGACUUGAAGUGAAUUAUGUAGGCCCGGGUAAAAAAUGGGUUGAUUCUGCAAUGAUAAAAACAAAUAAUCCAAUUCCUCAAUGUGAAUUAUACGUAUUUUAUUUUGAAGUUAAUAUUAUUAAUGGAGGUGAAAAUGGGAUUAUUGGAAUCGGAUUUUGUACUAAAGAUUCUAAAAACAGGUCGAAUCGGAGAAAAAUGAUAGGGAUUAAUGGAACUAAUGAAAACAUGGAGGAUGAGCAAGUUGAGAAAUUAAUUGAUAGUUUUUUGAUUAGUAGAAUAAAGGAAUUGAACAUUAUAGAUUUUGAUGAUCGUAUGGAUUUAAGAGUGAAAUGGAAUAAAUGUAAACAAUAUUUAAAGCUCUCGAAAUUACAAAUUUAUUUUCUUACAUCGACACAACAUUAUUUAAAAGAAAAAAAGGAUCAAGAAAGUUUUGAGAAAAUUUUGAAAAUAAGCUUGAAAAAUUUUUUUGAAAUCUUUUGUGACGAUUCAAAUAAGAUAGUCGAGAGUUUGGAUGAUUUUAUUUACUAUGAAAGAGAUUUUUUGGAAAGAAUUUUAAAUGUAAAGAUUAAGAAGAAUGCAUCAACUUCUAGUACAUACACAUAUGAAUACGUAACUCAACUAAAAAGUGAUAUGGAAUAUUCAUGUUUAAGAUCUGCUGAUUUCAUAAUCCAACCAAGAUAUAAUAUAAAGA